Lotus japonicus is the source of this 2078-nucleotide messenger RNA. RefSeq lists its product as uncharacterized. Lineage: Eukaryota; Viridiplantae; Streptophyta; Magnoliopsida; Fabales; Fabaceae. The coding region runs from base 199 to 1806 and encodes 535 amino acids. Gene Ontology annotation, cellular component: RES complex; U2-type spliceosomal complex. Gene Ontology annotation, biological process: mRNA splicing, via spliceosome. Gene Ontology annotation, molecular function: RNA binding. The record is from RefSeq and is a predicted model, not a curated record. The transcript has 10 exons.
UCGAUCUAAUUAUUUUUCCUUCAAAACCUCUCAUCCAGUCCGCGAACGACUCCAUUCCCCUAACUUAAUUCCUCGCAACCUACCCCUCGUCCCUGAAGCCCGCCGGUUGCCGCCACCGCAGGUCGUCGCCGCCGGCCGCCACCACCUCAAGGACAGGUAAAUUCCAAGGUCCAAGUGUAGAUAUUGGUGGGUUAAACAAUGGGUUCUAAUUCAUUGAAGGACUAUCUCAAAAGAUAUGAAAGUAACACUGAAGAAGAGAAGAAAAAGAAGAAGAAGAAGAAGAAGAAGAAGCAGAAGAAGAAAAGUCAACCACAAGCAACUGGCUUGUUAGUUGUGGACGAAGACCCGACAUGGCAGAAACCCGUAGAUCUUGGAGAAGAAAAUGAUGACAACUCCUCAGAUGAAGAGAAGCCAGUAGUUGAUGAAGACAUCGAAGUGAAGCGUAUGAAGAGGCUGGAGCAGUCGAGGGCCAGACAUCAUUAUAAUGCUAUAUCCGAGGAUGGAAGUGGUUGGGUUUCACUUUCUUCUGAAUCAACAAAUCCUUGUAAUUCAAAUAAUGAUAUCUCUCCACCUCGUAAACGGAGGGUUCGAAAUGACACCCCUUCGCCAGAACCUGAGUUAAAUCCUUCAACUUCUAAUAGGAAGAGUGCUGAUUUAUCACCCCCUCAUCGCCAGCUGAAACGCAAUGACACUCCAUCACCUGAUCAUUACUCACAACCAGAAAAUUCUGAGGGACUGAAUUCUGACUUAUCUCCCCCUCGUAAAAGAAGAGUUCAAAGUGUUACUGUUUCAGAAGUACACGAGUCAAUGUCAUCCAAAUCAAAAUUUGAAGAUACUGAUUUGUCACCUCCUCGGCUACAACAUAAAGACAGUGGCAAAAGAAAUUAUGAGACUUCUGAUUUGCAAGAUCUUUCUCCGCCUCGACGAGGUCGUCAUGAUUCUCCCACGAUAGAUAAUUUACAUGGAUCUGCAGCACUAGACCUUUCACCCCCAAGGAAAAGCCAGAAGAAUGUUGCAAGAUCGAGUUCAUAUGAUCAUUCGCAUCUUCCUCCACCUAGUCGUUCAGUAAAAGUUGAUUCAAAUAGAUCUUUGGAUCCUGACCUAUCUCCACCUAGGAAGAAUUCAAAGGAGCUAUCUAUUCCAGCAUCUGUGAAUGAAAGAAAAACAGGUUUACUUUCUGGUAAGGAUAUCAGAAAUGAAAUUGACAAAAAGAAGAAGGAUGAUAUGUUAAGAUUUAAACAGAUGGACCCUUCCAUUAGUGGGCGCAGUGCUGAACCUGUAUAUCGUGAUAAAGUAAAAGGAACACGCAUUUCCAAAGAGGAAUACUUGAAGUCAAAACAGAAAGUAGACGAAAAGGCCAAGGCGAUUGAAAUAGAAUGGGGCAAGGGCUUAGCUCAAAAGCGGGAAGCUGAGGCUAAGCUGAAGGAACUAGAACUUGAGAAAGAAAAACCUUUUGCGCGGACCAGAGAUGAUCCUGAACUUGACAAAAUGAUGAAGGAGAGGGUAAGAUGGGGUGAUCCCAUGGCACAUCUGGUAAAGAAAAAAUAUCCAGAACCUGUUCUUCCAAACUUGGGGGAUAGUGAGAAGAUGAUGGAAUCAGGCUUUGUGGUUCCUCAGGACAUUCCAAAUCAUAGCUGGUUAAAAAGAGGUUUAGACGCUGCUCCAAAUCGGUACGGGAUAAGGCCAGGGCGGCACUGGGAUGGUGUUGAUCGCAGUAACGGAUUUGAGAAGGGACUGUUCAAGAGAACAAAUGAAAAGCAAUCUAGAGAUAAAGAAGCCUAUCUUUGGUCUGUGUCUGAUAUGUGAAGACUGACAUUAUAAAUGAUACAACUUGUGGUUGACAGUGCAGAAGCUCCAAGUAUUCAGGGAGUCACAUUGUGAGGCAUGUUUUUUUAGGGUUCCUCUGAGGGAUAAGGUUUAAAUUUAACUAUUUUUUUUCUCUUUCUGGAAAUCCAAAUUAAUCAUGAUCACGAGGUUCAUUGACCAAAAGUUGGACCCAGCCAUCUAUUGCCAAUUUGCUAAGUUUCAGCAAACCCCAUUGUAAGGCCUAGUUCUAAACUACAUGCAAAUUUAGCCCA